Messenger RNA from Corticium candelabrum, 498 nucleotides. Its product is annotated as large ribosomal subunit protein P2-like. Gene Ontology annotation, biological process: cytoplasmic translational elongation. Lineage: Eukaryota; Metazoa; Porifera; Homoscleromorpha; Homosclerophorida; Plakinidae. The transcript has 2 exons. The record is from RefSeq and is a predicted model, not a curated record. Gene Ontology annotation, cellular component: ribosome; cytosolic large ribosomal subunit. The coding region runs from base 91 to 429 and encodes 112 amino acids. Gene Ontology annotation, molecular function: structural constituent of ribosome.
AUGUUUGCGCAACCACGUGCAUUAGCUUAGUACUCUAUUUCGUACAUUGUUGCAAGGCGAGCUUGCGUUUCGUGUCGUCGGACUUAAAAAAUGCGUUACGUAGCCGCCUACCUGUUGGCAGUUCUCGGUGGAAACAAUAGCCCGAACGCGCAAGACAUCAAGAAGAUUCUCGGCAGCGUUGGAAUCGAUGUGGAUGACGACAAACUCGCGAAAGUCAUCGGAGAAUUGAAUGGGAAAGAUGUGAACGAAGUGAUUGCCGAAGGCCAGACGAGGCUCGCUACCGUGUCAUUCGGUGGCGUUGCCGCUGCCGGAUCAGCCAGUGCGGCGGCGCAGAAAGAAGAUGCCCCUGCGGCUGCUGAAGAAAAGGAGGAGAAACCAGAGGAAGACGAAGAAUCUGACGAAGACAUGGGCUUUGGGUUGUUUGACUAGAUAGCGAUUGGCGUGCGAAUGUUUUAUUUGAUAAAACACCAGGUACAUGACUUCAGAGUAACUAUAGAA